ACACGUAUAGGUUGACUGGAGAAGGUUAAAUGUUAUGAAUUCAAGGUAUUUCCCAGUGAUUAAUUUCCUUUUUCGUAAUGUACAAUCUCGGUAUUUACCUGUUGAUUCUCCUGCUAAUUCUUGAUAUAUCAACCUCUGGGAUUUUGUUUGAUUACCGAUUGAGGUGUCCAGAUACCGCGGAGAAAUGGAGGGAAAACAAAAACAGUUACAUCUGUCAUGGCGACACGGAGUAUCACUGCAUGCAUGACCAACAUGGGCGUUACGUAGUUUUCUGUGCAUCCAGUAUUUGGAUUCAACCAGAUUACUGUCCAGAAUUUAACGCAAAAGCUUCCCUGAUUGAUGUAAUUCUUUGUCAGGGGGCAGUGGACGGAUGUCCUGGGAAUGUUUACCUGUCCAACACUGUAUAUCAAUACCCAAGCUGCUUUCGGACUGUAAUCAGAUCUACUACAACCACCCCAGUUUCUGAUAACCGAACAGUAACAAGACUAACAAAGCUGAGAUACACGACCACGAUGCAGACUAAACUCGGUAAUGAAGAAAAAAGAGAUUUGACGGUUUCGACUGGUGUUAUUUUGGGGAUAGUCUCUGGAAUCAUCCUACCGAUACUUGUUUUCCUGGUAAUUAUCUUCCUCCUGAGAAGGAAAAGACAGAAAACAUAUAAGGAAGAAAAUAAAUCGUGCGUAAAUUAUUCCAAACCAGAUUAUUUGAAAAAAGAAGAAACCGAAAUUUCAGAUUCAGAGACGACCCCAUGCUUAGAAGAUUCAACCAAGGAUAAUGAUGAAGAACCGAGAAAAGAAGAAACAUUUGUUGUUCCGAGAUUAUACGAAGAUGCAGUUAAAAUAUUAAGAGAAAAUGGGUUUAUAAUUAUCGUUGGUGGAUCAGGAGGUGGUAAGACUACAUUGGCAAACCACAUACUAAAGGAGAAAUUCAAGGGCUCUCAUGUACUUCAUAUGAAACCAAAACAGACAGCAUUACCUGAAAUCAAGAGUGACAUGGAUGUAAUUGUUGUAUGGCAUGAUUGCUUUGGAAUAUGGAAGGAUUGUGAAUUAGAGGAAAAUGUUAAGACUAACGUUAGAGAUACAAUCAUCAGUUUGAUUGAUAAAUGUAAAGACAGGACAAAUCACAAAGCCAUUAUAUGUAUGGAUUUAUCCUCUGAUGAAAAAUAUUUUAUUGAUAAAUUUAAAGAGAGCAUUGUCAAUCUUUCGGAAAACUACGAAAUUUAUAUUGAAAGAGAACGUUUUAUAUACAUGUUUGACAGAGGAAUAUACGUUGGACACAUUUCCAAGGACGUAGGAUUUCCUCUUUUAGUUAAAUUGAUUGUUGAACAUCAUAUUCCGAACGAACAAACCGAAGAUUUCAUGAAAAAACCUAUAAACAAACUAACUGAAAAUUUUGAUGAACUUUCUAAAAAUGAAAAAGAUGUGUAUGUAACUCUUGUUUACGCGCUUUGUAACACUCCCUCUGUGAAUCAAAAACACAUAAAUUGGAAGAAUUGGUCAAAAUUAAAAGUCGAAUGUCAAAGUAAAGAUAACGUCGAAAACAAUCCACAACAAGAAUGUAAAGACAUGAACAACCCACAACAGGAAAGUAAGGAUAAAGACAACAGCAACAAUCCACAACAGGAGAGUAUAGAUAAAGACAACAGCAAUCAACAACAGGAAAGUCGUGAUAAAGACAACAUCGACCCACAACAGGAGAGUACAGAUAAUAACAGCAUCAAUCCACAACAGGGAAGGACUGGCGGAUACAGUCAACUAGAGGAAGACAAACACCCUUCUAAGGAUUCUAAUGCUAUUUACAAAAACUCUAACUGUAUUGAAAUGAAUUCAUCCUUAACGAAAUAUCUUGAGAAAACUGAAAAUCGUGAUGUGUUUAGAUUUCGGCACCAAUUUCUAGCGCGUCUUCUUUUGCGUUAUCACCUAGAGAGGGUUGGAAGUAAAGGAAUAUUAGAGGUGGGCAACGAGGAAAUUAAGUCGGUUGUCGAGAAAUUACAGUCGUCCCUUAGUAAACUGAAAUCUGAUCAAGUUGAUGCAUCCUGAUGCUCUGCCUUUUCCAAAAAUACUUAGAGAGAGUUCUUUUCUGUCAAAGAAGCAUAGAUAUAUAUGAUUUUUACUUCCAACAAAUUAUAUGCUUGUAUAUGUGUUAUAUAAAUUGAUCACAUGUAUGGUUUUUGUGUUUCUAUAUGCCCCAAACUUACAUAAUACUUCUUUUUUGUAAACAUACACUCCUAUAGCUAGACACCUGAUUCAAACUCUUGUCUUUAUGCCCGAAUGUCGAAUUAAGAAACAUUUCGAUAAACAUUCAAUAUUUUGAUUCAAGAAGUAAAAUUAACUCUAAUCUAACAAAAAUCGGACCAG
This is a messenger RNA of Saccostrea cuccullata (small rock oyster), 2357 nucleotides long. RefSeq lists its product as uncharacterized. Bases 78 to 2039 code for a protein of 653 amino acids. The transcript has 9 exons. Lineage: Eukaryota; Metazoa; Mollusca; Bivalvia; Ostreida; Ostreidae. The record is from RefSeq and is a predicted model, not a curated record.